GUGUGGGACUUGAUAAAGCUUGGAGAUUAUCUUAGUGCAAGGGAUGAUGUCGAUCCCUCUAGGAUAGGGAUUAUUGGUGAAUCACUCGGAGGUAUGCAUGCAUGGUUUGCUUCUUUUGUGGAUACACGAUACAGUGUUGUUGUUCCAAUAAUUGGUGUUCAGGGAUUUCAAUGGGCAAUAGAUAAUGACAUGUGGCAAGCUAGAGUUGAUAGCAUUAAGCAUUUAUUUGAAGAAGCAAGAAUUGAUUCAGGGAAGAGUGAAAUAGAUGCAGAGGUUGUGAAAAAGGUUUGGGACAAGAUAGCACCUGCUACGGCUUCACAGUUUGAUGCUCCCUACUCAGUUCCUCUGAUUGCACCACGUCCACUCCUCCUCCUAAAUGGUGCGGACGACUCUCGUUGCCCAGUCCUUGGUCUACAAGAACUUGCCUCCAAGGCUGUCGAGGCUUAUGCAGAAGCUGGUUCUGCGGAUAAGUUCAAG
This is a messenger RNA of Triticum urartu, 477 nucleotides long. NCBI's taxonomy places the organism in Eukaryota, Viridiplantae, Streptophyta, Magnoliopsida, Poales, Poaceae. The record is from RefSeq and is a predicted model, not a curated record.